UUGUUCAAACUUUUCUUCUCCAUGCUUUCUCUCUCAUCGACAAUUAAUGUUUCCUUUUCUAACACGUUGCCUAUCUGAUCCUCACCCUCGAGUUUUGAAACUCGAUUGCUUUUAUCGAUAACCCCUUCCUUUUUUUCGAGUUCCGUCAUACGCCGCCGAUUUGACCUUUCCUCAUCUUGUAAUGAUUGCCAGUUUUCUUCUAUCUUUCCCCUUGUCUCUUCCUCUUCCAUGGAUGUCACCGAUGGCGGGAUGAAUGAGUCCUCUGAAUCUUCAGAAUCAUAACCUUCAUCAGUGUUUGGAUCAUCACAUCUCUCUCCUUCUUCAUUAACUAUGAAACAUGUACAGUUCUCUUCAGUUAUGUAAAUGUGGAACAUUUCAUUGUUGAUGUGAAUCUUUUUUGAUUUAUUGAUGAACUCCAUAACAGGUGUCCUUAUUAACACACGAGCCAUAUCUAAUCUUUCCAUAUUUUCUGUUGCUGAGUCAAGUUUAAUGAGCCUUCCAAAAGAUGAAGCUAAUAUUGAGAAUACUUUCAUCUUCCAAGCAUGGAUUGGUAAUCCAACGAUACGACACCAAAUGUAUCUUGCUCCAGCCACGUCUUUUGUUUCCCAUUUUCUCAAAAUGCUAAACCAUUUGUUAAACAACGACUCUGCAUCCCUCGCAAGCUCCCUGAUGUCUUCAUCCUCGUCUAUUUUAAGGAAUACCUUUUCCCCUCCCAUCGGUAUUACUUUUGCCGAUACGAUACCUUCGUCUACCAUUUUUUGUUGCAGCUCUGGAAUGUCCUCUAUCUUCCUCACACACCCUACAUAACCAUUUUUAGCCCACUGCAUUUCUUCAUUGUUCAUUGUUAUUGAUAUUCCCACACCCUUUUGAGCUUCUCCUUCUUGUUUCUCCUUGUUUUCCUUUAAUCUCCGUUCUAUGUUUCCUCCUACGUGCUCGCUGCCUCGUUUGUUUCUGAUUGCGUCCGCAUAAGUUUUUCCUUCUCUCCUUGUACCACGUAUGCUUGCCGGUCUUUGAAAUACCACCUGUUUCCCAGCACCUUGUUCUGCGACUCUUCCCAUCCUUACAUCUCCUGGAUGGUUGUUAGGUCUGCUGCCUUCAAUUAAUUUUCUCCCUUCUCGCCUAGCAUAUCUCGAUAUGUUGAUCCUGGUUUUAUAUGAACCAAACCAAACAUCUCUGAGUUGGUUCUCUAGCCAUUCGUUGCUUUUCACUCCUUCGUAUCCGACGAAGCCGAAGAAUCUUCCCAUUCUAUUCGUUUUCCUUGCUACGUAAGUGUCCACUACUCUCCCCCACUUUGAAAAUGCUCUCUCCAUCUCUACUGGUGAAAUGUCUCUUGGAAGGUUGUUCACAUAGCAUGUGAUGACGUCUUCUUUGCUCUCUAUUUCUCUAUCUGUCUUGACGCUAACCUGUUCCCUAUAUCUCCUUUUUCUCGGACUCACUAUUGUCCAUUUUUCACUCUCUGUCUCUCUCAUUUUUUGCUUCCUUGAAGCUUGUGUUGAAUGAAAAUGGUGACAAAGUCUUGUUUGCAGAAACUGGUAAGGACUUUGUAGACAUUCUUUGCAGCUUUUUAACUAUGCCUUUAGGAACUAUUGCUAGACUUGUAGAGAAGCAAUCCAGCAUAGGGCCAGUUACUGUUGGUUGUCUCAACUCACUCUAUCAUAGUGUUGCAAAUCUUGAUGUUAGUUGUUUCAGUAAUGACACAAUCAAACAAAUGCUUUUGCAACCAAUUAACUCUGCGGAAGAUUAUUGCAACACUCUUAAACUCAGCAUUGAUGACACUCCACCCACCAGAUACAUGCUAUGUUUUAAUAGGAAAUGCAACAAUUCUCGUGAUAUGCCACUAUCAACAUACAAAGAUAACAAUAACUGUCCAUGUGGAAGUUCUCCUACCCUUCAACUUUUCCUCAAACUUUUCGGCCCCCGCCAAGGAUUUGUUAAAGGUGUUGCUACUUUUGUUAUAACUGAUGAUCUGAUUGUCAUGCCUAAAGGUAUUGACAAUGCUAGCUUUGGCCUGUUCAAGGAAUUUGGAAUAACAAACCCUAGUUCUAUGAAGGAAAUGGUUCUGAAUGUCACUAAACAACAGGUACUUGAUUUGCUAAAAUGUUCUUUGCUCUCCAACUCUACUUUGACGGAUUUGUUUUUAGUGAAAAAACCAUCGAUUGGAGAUUCCGGUUUCUUGUCGUCUGAUGUUGAAAUCAGUGGUGAUCUCCAAAUCACUUUGAAACUAUUUGUAAGAAAAUCAGAUGGAAAGAUUUUAUGUGCUGAAGGGGAACAAGGUUUUGUUAAUUUACUUUUAAGCUUUCUUACUUUUCCUUUGGGAGGAAUCGCACGUAUAUUUGGUGAGAAUUUUUCCUUAGGAAGUAUUAAUCAAUUGUACAAGAGCAUGUCCGAACUAAAUGAUAAAGAUUACUUCAUAUCAGAAGAAGCUAAGAAGAGGCUUGUUGAUCCUUGCAUUUUGCCAUAUUUAGAAAUAAGCAAACCAGUAUUGCCAAUUUGUGAGUCUGGAAUUCUUGAUUAUUAUUGUCAUUAUGGUGUAAGUGUUAUUCGAUUUCAAUAUUCCAAAGACAUUGAAGGUAAAAGUUAUGUGGAUAAUUUGUUGCAAACGAAUUUAUCUAAAAUGGUAUGUCCUGAAGGUUAUCUGAAGGGUCUGGCUAUGUAUGUUGCUACCGAUGAUUUGGUCAUAUCACCAUUGUCUCCAAUAUCUGUAUUAGGUUUGCACGAACGAUUCGAAACUCCCCUCGAUGAUUUGAAAGAGAAGAUUGUAACCAUUGGUGUCAAGGAGUGUCUAGGCAUACUGAAAGCUUCCUUGACAUCAUCAUCUGCCCUUACAAAUGGCCUGGCUCAUCUUGUAACCGACCUCAAGGAGAAAUGAGAACUUAUAUUUUGUUGUGUUUGAAGGUUUUGAGAGGAAAGUUUGUAAUGGACAAGGAUGUAUGGUUUUUUAUUUUGGUUUUAGCAUUAUUGUUUUAAGAUCUUUAAUGCAUACUUUCUCAUUUUCAUGUUAUUUCUAUUUUUCCAAUGUGCACAAUUUUUCAUAUUCCCAGUCGUUGCUUUUGUUGACAGUACAAGAAAAUAUUCUCUCUUUAUCUUGCUCUUUAAUCUUAUGUAAAUUAAAAAUUAAAAUACAUGCCUUGAUACUGUUUUAUUAUUAAAUUUUUUAUUCAUCUUUGUUGGAUUUUGAGUUAGUAGUGAUAGUUUAGAAUGUUAGAUAGUGUAAAGAGUUUUGGUUGAUAGUUGAUUAAAGAUAGUAGCAAGUAGUGUGUGAGCUAGUAUUGGAGCAUGACAACACAUAAGUAAUCAAUUUGUUGUAGGAGGAGAGUAAUAGUAGAAUGAAGAGGAUCGGUCUGUUAGGCUAUAGUUGGAUACUGUAAAGAGCUUUGGUUGAUAGUUAAAAGAUAGUAGCAAGUAGUGUGUGAGCUAGUAUCGGAGCAUGGUAAUACAUAAGUAAUCAAUUUAUUAUAG
Messenger RNA from Vicia villosa (hairy vetch), 3459 nucleotides. RefSeq lists its product as uncharacterized. The record is from RefSeq and is a predicted model, not a curated record. Lineage: Eukaryota; Viridiplantae; Streptophyta; Magnoliopsida; Fabales; Fabaceae. The transcript is spliced from 3 exons. Bases 1571 to 2869 code for a protein of 432 amino acids.